Molecule: messenger RNA, 4926 nt
Organism: Homo sapiens (human)
Lineage: Eukaryota; Metazoa; Chordata; Mammalia; Primates; Hominidae
Gene: PPIL2
Product: peptidylprolyl isomerase like 2
Exons: 21
Coding region: 89-1651 (520 amino acids)
Biological process (GO): protein folding; protein ubiquitination
Cellular component (GO): catalytic step 2 spliceosome; nucleus
Molecular function (GO): ubiquitin-protein transferase activity; ubiquitin protein ligase activity
Source: RefSeq, marked reviewed
AGUGGUCACGGAACUCGGCUGCGGCUCCAUGGUCUGAGUUGUCAGCCGUUGUUUUUUCGUGCUCGCUAGUCGCCGCCGCCGCUCCGCCAUGGGGAAGCGACAGCACCAAAAGGACAAAAUGUACAUUACCUGUGCUGAAUACACUCACUUUUAUGGUGGCAAGAAGCCAGAUCUCCCACAAACAAAUUUUCGUCGUUUACCUUUUGACCACUGCAGUCUCUCUCUGCAGCCCUUUGUCUACCCAGUCUGCACUCCCGAUGGCAUCGUCUUUGACUUACUGAACAUUGUUCCAUGGCUUAAGAAGUACGGGACCAACCCCAGCAAUGGAGAGAAGCUGGACGGGAGGUCCCUGAUCAAGCUGAACUUUUCCAAGAACAGUGAGGGGAAGUACCACUGCCCAGUGCUGUUUACCGUGUUCACCAACAACACCCACAUCGUGGCUGUGAGGACGACCGGCAACGUCUACGCCUAUGAGGCAGUGGAACAGCUAAAUAUCAAGGCCAAGAACUUCCGGGACCUGCUGACCGACGAGCCCUUCUCCCGGCAGGACAUCAUCACCCUCCAGGACCCCACCAAUUUGGACAAGUUCAAUGUCUCUAACUUCUAUCAUGUGAAGAAUAACAUGAAAAUAAUAGACCCAGAUGAAGAGAAGGCCAAACAGGACCCGUCUUAUUAUCUGAAAAAUACAAAUGCCGAGACCCGAGAGACCCUGCAGGAGCUCUACAAGGAGUUCAAAGGGGACGAGAUUCUGGCAGCCACCAUGAAGGCCCCGGAGAAGAAGAAAGUGGACAAGCUGAACGCUGCCCACUAUUCCACAGGGAAGGUCAGCGCUUCCUUCACCUCCACCGCGAUGGUCCCGGAGACCACACAUGAAGCAGCUGCCAUCGACGAGGAUGUGCUGCGCUACCAGUUUGUGAAGAAGAAGGGCUACGUGCGGCUGCACACCAACAAGGGCGACCUCAACCUGGAGCUGCACUGCGACCUGACACCAAAAACCUGCGAAAACUUCAUCAGGCUUUGCAAGAAGCAUUAUUACGAUGGCACCAUCUUCCACAGAUCCAUCCGGAACUUUGUGAUCCAAGGGGGCGACCCCACAGGCACAGGCACGGGUGGGGAGUCAUACUGGGGGAAGCCCUUCAAAGACGAGUUCCGGCCCAACCUCUCGCACACGGGCCGCGGCAUCCUCAGCAUGGCCAACUCCGGGCCCAACAGCAACAGGUCUCAAUUCUUCAUCACGUUUCGCUCCUGUGCCUACCUGGACAAGAAGCAUACCAUCUUUGGACGGGUUGUUGGGGGCUUUGACGUACUGACAGCCAUGGAGAAUGUGGAGAGUGACCCCAAAACUGACCGCCCUAAGGAGGAGAUCCGCAUUGAUGCCACUACAGUGUUCGUGGACCCCUAUGAGGAGGCCGAUGCCCAGAUUGCGCAGGAGCGGAAGACACAGCUCAAGGUAGCCCCGGAGACCAAAGUGAAGAGCAGCCAGCCCCAGGCAGGGAGCCAGGGCCCCCAGACCUUCCGCCAGGGCGUGGGCAAGUACAUCAACCCAGCAGCCACGAAGCGAGCAGCAGAGGAAGAGCCCUCAACCAGUGCCACUGUCCCCAUGUCCAAGAAGAAGCCCAGUCGGGGUUUUGGGGACUUCAGCUCCUGGUAGCAGCAGCAACUUGCAGGCUGUACCUCUGCCCUUCCUUUUCUCAUCAAUCACUGAUGCUGAAGCUGCAGGCCUGAGCCCUUUGUCUCCCUGGAUGCUGGGUGGCGCCUCAUCUGCAUCUCUGCCUCACCCCAUCCACUGCCACAGGCUGCCUGAUGACCACUAGAGGUAUGUCUGCCCCUCGUCACCCUGCUGCACACCAAUCUGUGGCCCUUCAUCAUGCUAAGAACAAGAACUGCGCCAUGGCUGGCUCCUUCUCUUCUCCAGCCCAUCCCUCUGCAGCCUGUCAUCCCUGUCUGUGACCAUUGGUCGGGCCCCUGGGCUCUAGAGUGACUUUUGACGCCCUCCAUCCCUCCCGCCAGGCACUGUCCUCCGCAAGGCCUGGUGCAGCCCUGGCAGUAACUGGCUUGUAAGAGGCUCAGACACCAAGCUGGGCCUGCAGAGGAGGGGCACAGUAGGACACAGUGACUGCCCAGGUGUCCACACACCUGUAGGCCUCUGAGCCAGCGUCCAGGGUACAGGUGCGGGUGGUGGGGAUGAAGGCCUGACCAGGGAGGGAGAAGCAGGUUUGGAGAGGACCCUGUGCCCACCCUGACAGACACCCUGGCUGGCCCUGACUGACUGUAUUCUCUGGCCACAUUCAAGUCCCCCAUUGGUGGGGGCAGAGAAGUAGGACCAGGCCAUCCUUGGCUCCAGAGCUCGAAGACCCCAAGACAGCCCUCUGCUCUCAGCGGCGCCACAGAGAGCCUGGGCUCAGCCUUCUGCAUCAGGACAUGGCCUCGUCCACUGAGGGCACGAUUUAAACAUUUGACAUCAGAAGCUUUAUUUGUAAACCUCACACAGAUAAGGACCAAGGGCUGGCGGUGUGGCCAGAGGACAGGGGAAGCUGAAGGCCCCGUGCUUGAGCUCGGCAGUCCUGCUCCUUGCAGUGAAGCCACCAUGGGUGACCGUCCAGCCUCACCCGGUGGCCUGCACAGUGAGGGAAGGGCUUCAGGGCCAUCUGCUCCCAGGGCAGGGGACAGGCCACCAAGGACCUUUGGCAAAUGAAGGUUUACAUUUCUGUAGUUUGUUUGUUUUAGAGCUUAAUUUGUAGUUUUUUAGCUAUUAAAACCAUUUGAAUUUUUAACGACCUGAUGAGGGCAUCAGGUAAAUUAAAGGAUUUUGGGAAGAUUCUUAUUUUCAAUUCUAAUAUCUGACAGAUGCCAUCAAGAAUAAGCAUUAAGGUAUAAAAAAUACUGUGUGUAUAAAACAAUGCCAAACCACAUUCCUACAGCAAAUGCACUGUGCCAUUUAUAACCCUGACAUCACCUCCCAAGGCUCUCAAGGAAGAUUUAUUUUAAAUAACUUAAAUAGAAGUCCUAGAUGAUAUUGUUUAGGAAUUUAAGAGGGUGGUGGAUAUGGUCCUGUGAAUAGCACUUCCCCUGAAGCCAGCUCAUGGUCUGUUCAUUUGGUUUAAAAAUGAGCUUGUAUUUUGCAGAAGCCCAACAAAAAAAAAGUGAUAAAAGUGUUGUUGGUAUAAAUUACAAAAAAAAAAAAAAAUACAAAAGUCAUAAGACUACUAGUAAAAAAUGUUCAAUCAAUGCCGUCACAAAAGACAGUACAAAAACCAAAGUGCCCAAAUAGAAGGAGCAGCGAACUUGCCCAAAACAGAAAAGCUCUAAAUAGAACUUUAGUAUAUACAAAAACCACUCGGUAGAGUUUUAGAAGUUUCUUCCAUGUAAGUGAAGCAUCUUGAGUCACUCAGGACUUGGCUGUCCUCGCACCCGUGGCAGGCUGGGGACGGCACGAACCUCCAACUGUUUCCCCUAGUCCCCGGGGCAUCGGAGGCUGGGUUCCCACAUGGGAGAGGAAUGAAGACUCACUCAAAGGGAAGGGUCAGUUUAAGAUAAGUUUUCAGUGAACUCCUUCUUCCACCCGGGAAGGUGUCUUUCAGCCUCUUCACAGUCUCAAGACAAUUGACUGAAGCCACAGGCAUUGCUAACUUCAUGGGCCAGCUUGUGGGCGGAGCCUCUUCAGGCUUGAGACCAUGGCAGCAAGAGCCCUGCAGCGUGCAGUGACCCCUGCGCUCUGGGUGGCUGCACGCGAGCUCAGGAGGACAGGAUGUGCUGGGCCAGCCUAAACCCUCGGGGGAGACUAGCGCAGGGAUAAAGCAGCUUGCAGGGCCAUAGCCGGAUGUGGAGGCUUCCAAGACAGUACAAAGAUUUCCUUCCUUUCCUAAGUGGAAGAUGUGCUUUAAAGGAACUUCUGCCUCUGUCACUCCUGCUGAGUGGAUGCAUCUCAGUGCCAUGCCCACCAGGGCAGCGGCAUUUCCCACCUGCCAAGGCUUCCAGGCUUGGGCAAAGAGAUGGCACCCAAAGGCAUGCUGUGUGUGGGCAGUGAGCUCGAGUGGGCACAGCCCAGUGCCUGCCUGGACCGCAGGUCUGGGUUUAGGAAGGGCUGAAGUCGGGGGAGGUGUGAAGCUGGGCAGGUGGCCACGUUCUUAUUGUCAGCCAGCUCGCACUCUUGCCCCUAGACUAGCCUUGUCUGAAGGCAGCUUCAGAGCCACUUGCCAGGCUGAGAACUAUCCGGGCUCAGUGCUCUCCUAUCUGCUGCCCCUCGGUCCCCCUGCCUGCCCUCUGCCCUGAGACAAGUUACUAAAUGUUGAAAACCAAACUUAUCUGGGAGUGGUUUUUGACCUCCAUCCUCUGCAAAGUGGCCUAAACCCUUAUGGGGUGCCCACUCCUGGUGGAGGGCAGGUGGAUGAGUGGAUUGUAAUUUAUAAUAAAAUAUAUGGCAGAAACACAGGCCUUAGGAGAUUGCACAGGCCCCUCUAUCAGUUCAAGUGACAUGGGACAGCACCACGCAGGGACGGGCAACGCGUCUAGCAGGCCAGGCGUCUUCAUGCACAAAGGCUAAACUUGUUGCUUUAACCUUUUCUGAACAAAUUUUAAACAUUCUGGCAAAUGUCAAGUUUUGAAGUUUUUCCUGUGGGUUCUGGCCUCUUUCAUAUGCAAAAAUAAUUCUUUUUCUUCAAGUACAUCCAGGGUAGAAAAUGAAAUCUGACUUUUCCUCGGUCCAGUGUGUUACUCUAUAGACAUGGACCAGCCACUCAGCAACUGCCUGACACCUAAGCUGCUGUCACUGCUGAGGGCACAACCCCUGGUACCAGACCCUGUGAGGCUGUCACCUCAGUAAGGGCACCUCUGCGGGCCCCGGGACAGCCUUCUCUAAGGGCUAGCUCACCUGCUUUCUAGAUAAGGAAUCUACUGGCUUAAAUAAACAUGUUCCACUAGACACCA